Messenger RNA from Durusdinium trenchii, 5280 nucleotides. NCBI's taxonomy places the organism in Eukaryota, Dinophyceae, Suessiales, Symbiodiniaceae. The record is from the annotation of a GenBank genome assembly.
AGAAAGAAAGAAAGAAAGAAAGACAGACAGACAGAAAGAAAGAAAGAAAGAAAGAGAGAGAGAGAGAGAGAACGAGAGAGAACGAGAGCAGGGCGAGCGCGCGCUCGUAUGCUACGCACGGCUUGCUGGGCUCUUGUCCUCCUCUUGUCCUCUGUGCUGGGCUCUGUGGCUGGGCCUUGUCCUCUUCUUGUCCUCCUCCUCUUGUCCUUGUCUUGGCCGCGCCCCUGAACUCUGUGGCCGGUCUCUGUGGCCCGGCUUACUGGAGAGGAGUGUGGCCGAACAAAUAGCGAUGUCAAUGCCGACAAAAAUUCAUUGAUGAAACAGUUUGCUCUUGGGGUGAAAGUAGGGCGUACCAAGAAAUCGAUUUUUGACUAAUAUUGGUCUAAACGAAUCGUUUUGAAACUGUUUGGGGUCUAUGCUUGUAUAAUUUUCUGUUGCUAUCGCAAUGCGAGAGUCAGAGUAGCGCGGUUAGCUUUGCUGCUCCAAGGAACCCAAAGAAAUCUUUUGCAGUCCGGACAGGGAGUUGCACAUCUACAGGUGCUUGUGUCCAAAGUCCAAACUUUCCAGCAGAUUAUCCGAACGAUGAAGAUUGCAACAUUUGGGCAUCUUCCGAGGAUCCAAUCUACAUCACCCGAUUUGAUGUAGAGUGGCACUUCAGCCGCUUGACCAUUGGAGGCACGUAUUAUACUGCGGGCACCCCGCCUCCACAAGGCAACGUCGUCAGCGCCAACGAAAUAAGUUGGACAUCUGGAAGCAACCUUAGAGCCUCAGGGUGGCAGUUGUGCUUCUCUGAGACGAGGUAUGCGAUUGACGCGGUGUCCUGCGACUUUGACGCAACUACCUGCGGGUGGCACUUUAGCGUGUUGUCCCCGUGGCGGCACGAAGAAAGCGAGAGUCCUAGCAACAGUUCUAGUAGGAAUGGUUUCUUAGUGGUUGACCAGCCACAGCAAUCAGGAAUUUUCACGAAUUUGUUUGAAUCAAAUCAGCACUUUGAGCAGCUAGCGUUCCACUACCGUUCAAAACAGAUUUCGGCCAAUCCCAAACUGGAACUUCGUUGUUUGGCUGCGACGUCGGCCUUGGAUUCCUUCACUGUCUCUACGAUUUGGUCUCUUGAGUUCAUUGAAGGCAGCAGCAAUGAUGAUUGGCAUGAGACCAAAGUGGUUGUGCCAGCAUAUGCACGUGGCUUCAUGUUUGUGUCUGCGGGAGUAGAAGCAUCUAUCGACAACAUCUAUGGGAGCAGCAAUAUGGAAAUUCCUUCCGCCUAUCUUUCGGUGGGUACCUUUGUAUCAUGCAUGCUUUUCGUUGGUACUGAGACUGUUCGUUGCUGGGGCGCCGGCUCGUUCGGAAUACUUGGGCAAGGCAGCACCAAAGACAUUGGUGAUGAUCCCGAUGAAAUGGGAGACAACCUAGAGCCUAUCGAUUUGGGUACAGGUCGAACUGUGAAACAAGUGUCUCUUGGGAGAGAUUUUACGUGCGCGUUGCUUGACGAUGAUUCGCUGAAGUGUUGGGGAUAUGGAGGAAAUGGAAACCUUGGCCAAGGUAGCACAGAGCAUAUUGGCGAUGAGCCCAAUGAGAUGGGAGACAAUCUGGCACCAAUUGAUUUGGGCCCCAAUCGAAAGGUGAAGCAUGUCGUCGCUGGAGGUUUGCACACAUGUGUGUUGCUGCAUGAUGAAACGGUUCUUUGCUGGGGUUUUGCAAGGCACGGCCAGCUAGGGCGUUGUUGCGCAGAAAACAUUGGUGAUAGCGAACAUGAGAUGGGCUACAGUUUAACUGCAGUUGAUCUGGGCUCAAUGCGAACAGCAAAACAAAUUACCGCCGGAUAUAUGCACACUUGUGCUUUGCUCGACGAUCACUCAGUCAAGUGCUGGGGGCAUGGUGUCUAUGGUCAGCUUGGCCAAGGAGACAAUUCUCAUCUUGGUGACGACGCUGAUGAAAUGGGAGAUCUCUUGGAACCGAUCGAUUUCGGCGAAGAUCGCAAAGCAAGGCAGUUGGCCUCCGCCAGCGGCUACGAUUUUCACUCAUGUGUUUUGCUUGAUGACGACUCGGUCAAAUGCUGGGGAUGGGGAAAUGCUGGAGUUCUUGGUCAAGGAAGCACUGAUAGCAUUGGUGAUGCUAUGGCUGAGAUGGGUGACUUUUUGCAUCCCAUCAAUUUUGGCGCCCUGUCAACUGUCGCGCAGAUUGACAUUCGCCUGUUUGGCGGUAGUAGCAUGCGAGGCCGGCUUCAGGUUCUGCACCGAGAUUCAUGGCGUGAUGUGUGUGACGACAACUGGCACGGCGCCGACGCGCAGGCGCUUGCUCCUUCAGAGGGUGGGGAGUUCACAAUUGUUUUUCCAAUGAAGCUGCUGGUGUUGAAUGCCAUGUUGACGUGUGACCUCGGAUCCCAUUGCCUUGUCUAUGGCUUGCAGGGCACAAGGCUUACAAAGGAUGACAAGCUGCUCGCCAUGAAAGAGUGUGGCACCUCACCGGCAACCUCCGCAUUUGUAGACCCACAACCAGUCCAUGGAUCAUACAGUGGCUUGGGCAACGUUACCUUUGACUUUGGGCUUUUGCCAUUGGAAGGUUUUGCAUCAGAGACUGUUCAGCUGUGUUGGUGCUCAGCUGGAUCGACGUGCAGCGACCCGGAGGACUUCCGCACACCUGCCAUGCAGCUGGAUGUGACUUGUCCUCCAGGCACCUAUGAACUUGUUGGAAGGACGAGGCGCUGCCAUGUGUGUCCUCCGGGCUAUUUUUGCCCCGGUGGGGUCUCUUUCAUGGCACAGCUCAAGCAGUGCCCUUAUGGCAGCACUUCAAGCAGGAGCUCGAGCUCUCUGCAAGCCUGCGAGUGUCGCCGUGGUCAUUUCUUGGAUGUGGAGACCGGUUCGUGUCUCCCUUGCUUGAUUGGAAGCUACAAGGAUGCUGUCGGUCCUUUCAUGUGUCAAGCCUGUCCACUACACACAACAACCGUUAGUGCAGGUGCCAUUGCAAUCAGUGAGUGCAUGUGUGCCAGUGAUUGGUUUGAUGUUCAACCUGCCCCGGAUGUGUUUGAUUGCACAAUGCAGUCAAGACUUCCACAGCGCUACGUGUCAAACGAUACGUUUGUAGGAUUUGCUUCCACGCAGCGACAGGUCUACUCCUUCAACGGAUCGAUCAGUGUCGAAGGUUUGUCUUUGGAGGACUUGAGAGGAGCUCUGGAGGCUUAUUUGGGUGAGCAUGGUUUGCUCACCAAGCGAGCAUCUUUUGAGUUGCACACCGCUGCUGAGGAGGCAACCGAUUCUUGGGUCAACUAUGAGGUUAUGAGCUCGGAGGAGGAGAGUGCGGCUGAGCUUAGUGCAAUGUUUGAGCCCUGGCCUUUCGCUGCUUGGGCCUUUCAAAGCUCUAGUUCCUUAGCAACAGCUGUGAUGCUGAAUCCAAGUUCAGUGAGGGAGCAGCUUUUGGAGUGCCCAGAGGGUAUGGCUUUUGCGCCAGGAAGUUUAGCCUCAGGGCUUGCAGAUUGCCAGUGUCCUCAUGGCAUGAUGCCUUCUGGCUCUGGCUCCAGCUUGAGCACUGGCUGUGUGAAAUGCCCACUCAGUUUUUACAAGGCUUCUGUGGGAGACUCACCCUGCACCAGCUGCAGCAUUGGCAUGGAGACACUCCAGGAGGGGGGCUGUGUCAUCAUCCGCCUGUUCCUGCUCAGCAGGCUUUGUUGCCCAGGCGUUCCGAGCACUUCCCUUGCGAAAGGAGAAGGAGCGCUCUUCCAUGGAAUUUAUCGGCUUUGCUUUUGCAUGCCAAACCCUCAUGAAGAUUGUGCGGGGGCGGGUUCCUUCAAAGCACCAGUUGGCUUACUAACCGCGCGCGGGCCUUUUGACCAGCUGAGCGAAUGUGAAGUGGACAGCAACUGCAGUGUGAAGCUAACGGGCAUCGGUUUGGAGAUGAAUGACCUGCUGGUCGUGACGAGUAGCUGUGAAACAGUACUGAGUUUGAGUGGCCUCGUGGUGGGUUCGCUGCACUUGGACAAUUCUUUGCGUGCUCACAUAGGAUGUAGUCGCUACAGCGGCUUGCGUUGCCCAGGACACUUUGAGUUAGCUGGUCUACACGCCCAACCAAGAGCACAGGAGGGUUGGUUCCAGACAGGCAACACGACUGCCGUCCAGUGCCUGGUUGAGUUGCCCAAUGGAGCUAGUGCGUGCCGCGGUUCUGCUCAGUGUGAGAAUGGCACACACUGCUUUGUCAACAAAUGCGUGGAUGGCUCAACUGGAAUGCUUUGCGGUGAAUGCCCCGAAAACUACGCUAGGAGCAAGUAUUUGCAGCUUUGCAAGAUGUGCCCGGACUCAGACUCUGGCUUGACUAUGGCCAUGAUGGUGCUGGCAGAUCUUGGACGCAUAACCUCUCUCAACUUUGCAAUGGCCUUACUGGCGGCCCAAGGAGCUGGAAAUGCUCUCAAGCUUGACUCUCCUAUGAUUCGCGUAGUGCAGAGCUGGAAAGAUGCAUGUAGCAUCCUUUUGAGCUUCAACUUGAAUCGCUUGCUACCGCUGAGUUCUGCAAGGGCAGAUACCGAAUGCGAAGAGUGUGACGAGCAGCACCAGCAAAGGUUCCAAUGGCCAAUGGAAAUCACCGCUGCCAUGGACUUCGUUCUCUCCUUGGUCUCCCUUGUUCCCGAGGUGAAUGUAGAUUUUGCAAUUCAGUGCCACGCAGAAGCCUUGCUUCCUGGCAGUAUGGCGGCCAAGAGGCUCGCGCCUGCCCUCUAUUACCUUUUCCUUCCCAUUUUGUCUGCGCUGAGCACAACUCUUCUUUGCGCCUUUGUGGUGUACGUUGUGGUCCCUUUGGCAAAACUGAAAGGCAUUCACUUCAACGACGCAGAUAAGGAGACUGCAAAACGUGCAAAGUACAUUCGUAAAGUGGUGAAACGGGCACACGAGCGGCCGCGCCCAGAGAAUGCUGAGCUUGUGUUUGCCAACGUCCUGAGUGAAAUAUUGGCAAAGAAUAUCAAAGACGCCAAGCAGCAAGAGGUCGAGAAGCGUUUGCAAGAUUCAGAAGUGGAAGAGAUUUUGAAGCAUGUGGCCGUCAAAGUCGCGGAACAACGGGAUUCUGAUGUGGAAGAGCUCUUGAAGGAAAGGGCUGUGGAAGCUUGGAAGUCGAGGGAAGAAGGCGGCUCCGUGGGCGGGUUGGGCGCCGCUGGCCUGGUUCACCCAAACUGGUCAAGCGUGCAAGUGCUGGCCGGACGAAUUGACGGGAAUUGGUGGUAUGAUGCGUUAUGGCGAUAUGAAGUGAACUUGAGGUUUGAGGCCCUCAAGUGCGCAAGCUUUGGUGGCCUGGGACACGACA